AUGUGUCCCCUGCAGUGUCCCCGGCCAUCUCCUCUGGCCGAUGCCAGCAUCCGGCUUCCGUGUUCCGGUCCCUGUGACGUUGGGACGUACGGGCGCCGGAACUGGCGGCAAAUUUGAAAGUUUUAAAAAAUGUCAUUUUUUUAAAAACGAUUAUUACAUACAUUUCACAUGCAUGUUGUCCCUACUGCUUUGUCCUGUGCCCUGCCUGCAUUUUGACUGUUCUUUCUGCCUGGAAACUGAGAAAUGUCCAUGGCGUCCAAAAAGCGUCCCUUUAUGUCAAAAUCGGUUUUAGACCAGCUAGAGAACAGCGAUUAGUAAAUCAGAACCACUUGCAGAAUUGA
This is a messenger RNA of Staurois parvus, 341 nucleotides long. Lineage: Eukaryota; Metazoa; Chordata; Amphibia; Anura; Ranidae. The record is from the annotation of a GenBank genome assembly.